Rhodamnia argentea is the source of this 1084-nucleotide messenger RNA. RefSeq lists its product as uncharacterized. The record is from RefSeq and is a predicted model, not a curated record. The coding region runs from base 184 to 825 and encodes 213 amino acids. The transcript is spliced from 2 exons. Lineage: Eukaryota; Viridiplantae; Streptophyta; Magnoliopsida; Myrtales; Myrtaceae.
CAUGCCAACGUGCGCGAACAAACAUAGAUCAAGACAACCUCAUAUUACCUGUCACCUUCCCCACAUCUCUUCUUCCUCCUCCACCCACAAGGAACAAAAAAAGCACUCCUUCAAACUCGUUGUGGCAGUUUCUUGUUGCGUUAUUGAUGGUAUUAGCAGCAGCAGAAGCGGACGACCGCCACCAUGGAAGUUGGUCCCCCGACGACGGCCCCACGGAAAGUCAUGGUGGUCGCGGAUCCCACAAGCGAGUCGGCUGCUGCGCUCCAAUACACCCUGUCGCACGGCGUGGUCGAGCACGAUGAGCUGAUCCUCCUCCACAUUGAAAACCCUAAUUCGUGGAGGACCACGCUCGCAACGCUCUUCAAGAGGCCGAGCUUCGUGGCCUCAGGGAAUAGCCAAAGCGGUAGCAGUCGCGGGGCGUCCGUGGAUCGGAAUGGAGGUGGUGACAGCGGCGGAGACGGGGGAUCGGAGGUGGAUUUUCUUGAUGAAAUGAAGCAUGCGUGUGAGGUGGUGCAGCCGAACAUUCGGGUGCGAACGGCGAGGAUAGAACUGGAAGGUAAUAAGGAUAAGGCUUCAGCUAUUCUCUCGCAAUGCACGUCGCAUGAGAUCGACGUGCUCAUCGUAGGGCAGCGCCGGAGCUUUUCCACAGCAAUAUUAGGAUGUAGGAGACGCGGAGGGUCGCUGAGAGGCACUAGAUUGACGGACAUGGCGGAGUAUUUGAUAGAGAACAGCAAGUGCACCUGCGUUGGGGUUCAGAAGAAGGGUCAGAAUGGUGGUUACCUUCUCAACACCAAGACGUACAGAAACUUCUGGCUCUUGGCAUGAUGAUGAUGACCCACCUGUGCUUUUGUGUUCACAAAGUGUGUGUUGCUUCAACCAAAAUGAUCACGUUCAAAAGGCCUAAAGAAACCACAAAUUCAAGCCUUUCAGCCCAAAUCUUCCCUGGGGGUUGUGGGCCUUGUGGCCCUUUGAUCAGAAAUGUUGGGGCAAUCUCCAAACAAGCUCCUUGUAGUAGUGAAAACUUUGUGAAAAUUAUGUAUUUUCUCAGCCUGAUUCCACCACCUCAUUACUGCUGUAAAUACCA